Molecule: messenger RNA, 655 nt
Organism: Phragmites australis (common reed)
Lineage: Eukaryota; Viridiplantae; Streptophyta; Magnoliopsida; Poales; Poaceae
Exons: 2
Coding region: 59-406 (115 amino acids)
Cellular component (GO): mitochondrion
Source: RefSeq, a predicted model, not a curated record
CAGUCGUGCGGUUCCGACGCGCCGCCGGCAAUCGGCACUCGGCGCAGACGAGUUCGAGAUGGAGGCGGCGCUGCGCGGGAUCAGGGGGAAGCUGACGGAGCACCGGGAGAAGGUGAUCAGCGGGCUGCUUGUGGGCUCCUUCGUGGCGCUGGGGUGGCGAUCCUCGGAGCAGCAGCGCGAGAUCGACGGCCUGGAGACCGAGAAGAACUCCCUCCGCGCCGCCAACGCCUCCAUGUCCGCCGCCAUGUGGGCCUGGCGCGAGGAGCUCUUCUCCCUGGCGGCCGCGCCCUCCGCACCUAUCUCCACCGCACGCCUCCGCUGCAUCUACGGGGAGGAGGAGCCCGUCCCGCCCGCGCCCAAGCAACCAGGAUCUGAUGCUGAGGAGGAAUCAGUUUCUAUAGCAUGAACUCUUUUUCACCUUUUCAAUGCAAUGUGCGGUGUUUAGCAUUGUCAGACAAGGCUGGUUCCGGUUAGGUGAUAAUGUUUUUGUUAGAUAAUCAUGAGUGAUUUUGCACUGAGCUGCAAAUGAAUUUUUCGUUGACUCCACAUAAGGGACACUGUUGUAUUAUGUGCUACUUUUUCUAUGCCGUAUGCUGAGGGGUCUGGGCAUCUUGUGUUGUUCAAAUGCUAUCCUAAUGUCCUUCCUCUUAGUUCC